Messenger RNA from Styela clava, 1135 nucleotides. Its product is annotated as biogenesis of lysosome-related organelles complex 1 subunit 4-like. NCBI's taxonomy places the organism in Eukaryota, Metazoa, Chordata, Ascidiacea, Stolidobranchia, Styelidae. Gene Ontology annotation, cellular component: BLOC-1 complex. The record is from RefSeq and is a predicted model, not a curated record.
GGUGAACCAGCACUUGACAACAACAUAUACCACUGCGCUGAUGGGCAAACCAUUUUAUCGAUUUAAAAAAGGGUACUUGAUAAAGGAGGACAUCUUCAAUAAUAAUUAUAUGAUCUAGUUGAAUAUAUGUAUAUGUUACUGUUUCACUUUUUUGCUCUAUAUUUGACUAAUAUUUCUAUUGUAUCAAUUUGUCUAUUGAUUGACAUUGAUAGAAAUCUAUUGACUGUUUCUUGGGUAGUUUGUUCAAAUGAAUGAAACUCCAACCAUAAAAUGUAUAUUUUAUGAUGCCGUUCAAUGAUAUAUCAUAUGCCAAAUGAUUUGCCCAUUUUAGAACGAAUAAUCUAUUCUGCUACUACUAUUAUGUAUUUCAAUGAUAUGAUGUUUUAAUGUAUUUAUUAGUUAUAUACCGGUAUAUAAAAAUAAAAAGUGAUGGAUAGUGAACAAGAAAAUACAGAAGACCAGUCCAUUGCAAAAUGUGCAGAAGAUUAUGCAGCAUAUAUGGAUAUAGAAUCCAACCCAUCUUGUAAGAACAAGGAAAUCGAUGUUGAAGCUAGCAUAGAAUCUGUGCUUUCAAGUUUGGACAAAUUUUAUGGAAUGCUGGACAUGAUACGAACAGAUUCAACAAAAAUGACAGAUGAAGUUUUGCAAAAUUUUCGAGCUGAACGAGAAAAGAUGAGACUCAUCUACAAAAAAAUUGAUGACUUGGAGAAAUUCAUUGAAGUUAUCAAAUCAGAUUGUGAUUCUGUUGAAAAAAGUUUGAAAGAAUCUGAAGCUGAGUUUGGGACUAUGGGUUCUAUCAAGAAAGCCCUUGGGGGAAUUAGGUUUAAUUUUUGGGAGAAAAAAGAAGUGGUGCCUCCUGUUGUACCAAAUAAAGCGCCAUACACCUCACCUAAUAUUUACAAAACUUCUGAUUAUAUUUCUUCUGGAAGCAAUAAAUCUGGAUUAGCCGACGAGGCUAUGUCAAUUCCUGACUGAUUUAAAGGACACACUCACUGGAUGCAUGGGCUUGGAGGAAACCAUAACCGACCAGUGGUUACGUGAACCACCUCACAACAGCAGGUAGUCUAGCAAUCUUCUCUCAUGUAAUUAAACCCCAAACCGAUCCGAAUCUGCGGAGUCGCGGUAAGCUAUCCAC